Molecule: messenger RNA, 993 nt
Organism: Pterocles gutturalis (yellow-throated sandgrouse)
Lineage: Eukaryota; Metazoa; Chordata; Aves; Pterocliformes; Pteroclidae
Gene: RAD51D
Product: RAD51 paralog D
Exons: 9
Biological process (GO): reciprocal meiotic recombination; DNA strand invasion; double-strand break repair via homologous recombination
Cellular component (GO): replication fork; Rad51B-Rad51C-Rad51D-XRCC2 complex; centrosome
Molecular function (GO): ATP binding; four-way junction DNA binding; ATP-dependent DNA damage sensor activity
Source: RefSeq, a predicted model, not a curated record
GUUUUGUCUGAGCUGUUCAGCUCUUUGGUGUUCGUGGUCUGUCCAGGUUUGGCUUCCAACUUCUUGUCCCUCCUGUCAUUUGCAGUGGUGGACUUUGUGUCAUCAGACCUGGAGGAUGUUGCCCAGAAGUGUUCCUUGUCUUACAAGGCGCUGGCUGCGGUGAGGCGUGUGCUCCUGGCCCAGUUCUCUGCCUUCCCCGCCAACGGAGCCGAUCUCUACGAGGAGCUCAAGAGCUCCACGGCCAUCCUGCCCACAGGGAGCCCGAGCCUGGACCAGCUGCUGGACUCCGGGCUGUACACGGGGGAGGUGACGGAGCUCAUGGGAGCGCCGGGCAGCGGGAAGACGCAGGUGUGUCUGGGCAUUGCGGCCAGCGUGUCUCUCGGCCUCAAGCAGCACAUCCUGUUUCUCGACUCCACGGGGGGUUUCACCGCCUCCCGCCUCUUCCAGAUGCUUCGAUCCCAGGCAGAGGAUGAGGAAGAGCAGCUGGAGGCUCUGCAGCGGACCCAGGUGGUCCGUGCCUUUGACAUCUUCGCGAUGCUGCGUGCCUUGCAGGAGCUGCGGGAUCGCCUCUCCCAGCAGGAUGUGAGCUCCGUGGGACCUCUCAAGGUCGUGGUGAUCGACUCUGUCUCGGCUGUGGUGUACCCACUGCUGGGCGGCCGGCAGUCGGAGGGCUUGGCCAUCAUGAUGCAGCUGGCCCGGGAGCUGAAGGCACUGGCCAGGGAGUUCAGCCUCGCCGUGGUGGUGACUAACCAGGUGACAAGGGACAGCAGCACCAGCCCACUGAAGCCAGCCCUCGGCCGCUCCUGGAGUUUCGUGCCCAGCACCCGGGUGCUGCUGGAGAACAAAGAAGCCACCUGGGAGAAAGCCACCACGCAGCGCAUCGCGUCCUUGGCAAAGUCACCGCGGCAGCCGACGGGGAUACAGGUGGAGCUGGAUAUUGGAAGUGCUGAUGUGCAGGAGCCAAGCCCAGCGACACCCACGCACGGCAUCUGA